Messenger RNA from Physella acuta, 1402 nucleotides. Its product is annotated as 26S proteasome regulatory subunit 6A-B. The record is from RefSeq and is a predicted model, not a curated record. Lineage: Eukaryota; Metazoa; Mollusca; Gastropoda; Physidae. Gene Ontology annotation, molecular function: ATP hydrolysis activity; ATP binding.
UCUGGUAUAUCCGGUGCUUAUUAUACAGCGAUUUUUGCAAAACUUGGUAAUAAGACUAGAAGAUCUAGAUCUACAGGUCUGUAAAAGAUUGAUAAUGUCUUCUUUGGAGGAUAAAUCUAUUUGGGAUGACGGCGAGGAAUCAGUUGGAGAAGAAGUUCUUCGCAUGCCAACAGAUGAAAUUGUUGGAAGAACUCGUUUACUUGAUAAUGAGAUAAAGAUAAUGAGAUCAGAAAUUAUGCGUAUUCAACAUGAGCUGCAGGCACAAAAAGAAAAAAUUAAAGAAAACACAGAGAAAAUUAAAGUUAACAAGACUUUGCCAUAUUUAGUUUCCAAUGUCAUUGAGUUAUUAGAUGUAGAUCCACAAGAUCAAGGUGAAGAAGAUGGAGCAAAUAUUGAUCUUGAUUCUCAGAGGAAAGGAAAGUGUGCUGUUAUUAAAACAUCAACCCGACAGACAUAUUUCCUGCCAGUAAUAGGACUAGUAGAUGCUGAAAAACUCAAACCAGGUGAUCUUGUGGGUGUGAACAAAGACUCUUAUCUCAUUUUAGAAACCCUACCUGCUGAGUAUGAUUCACGUGUGAAAGCUAUGGAAGUGGACGAGAGGCCAACAGAACAGUAUGCUGACAUUGGAGGUCUUGAUAAACAAAUUCAAGAGCUAAUUGAAGCUGUAGUUUUGCCUAUGACACAUAAAGAAAGAUUUGAGGCACUUGGUAUUCAGCCUCCAAAAGGUGUACUUUUAUAUGGUGCACCCGGGACAGGAAAGACCCUUUUAGCUCGAGCUUGUGCUGCUCAGACCAAGUCAACAUUCUUGAAAUUAGCAGGGCCACAGCUGGUACAGAUGUUUAUUGGGGAUGGUGCUAAGCUUGUCAGGGAUGCUUUUGCCUUAGCUAAAGAAAAACAACCAGCCAUCAUUUUUAUUGAUGAACUUGAUGCAAUAGGCACAAAGAGAUUUGACAGUGAAAAAGCAGGUGAUCGUGAAGUUCAGCGUACUAUGUUAGAGCUUCUUAAUCAAAUGGAUGGGUUUCAGCCCAACUCAAUGAUCAAGGUUAUUGCAGCUACUAAUAGAGUGGAUAUUUUAGAUCCUGCCCUUCUCAGAUCUGGUCGUCUUGACAGGAAAAUUGAGUUUCCCCAACCAAAUGAAGAAGCUAGAGCCCGUAUUUUACAGAUUCAUUCCAGAAAAAUGAAUGUGAAUAAAGACGUUAACUAUGAAGAAUUAGCCAGAUGUACAGAUGAUUUCAAUGGAGCUCAGUUAAAAGCAGUUUGUGUUGAAGCUGGUAUGAUAGCCAUGAGAAGAGAAGCAGUUGAACUUACUCAUGAAGAUUACAUGGAUGCUAUAAUUGAAGUUCAGGCUAAGAAGAAAGCAAAUCUUCAAUAUUAUGCUUAGUAUUGUUUUUUUUUAUAUUUU